Molecule: messenger RNA, 462 nt
Organism: Symbiodinium natans
Lineage: Eukaryota; Dinophyceae; Suessiales; Symbiodiniaceae
Source: the annotation of a GenBank genome assembly
AUGCAGUUGCCUUUGCUGGAAGUGUACUGCGUCGUUUGCAACUUCACUUCACCCAUCUUGCACGGCAGUGUCUGCAGCCAUGUGUGCUUCGCGAGGCACAGCGUGCAAUCAACGCCUGCAUGCUGCCAAUGCCGAUGCCUCCUCAAGGCAUGGCAAAGGAAGGUGGAUGUGGCGUUUGGAUAUUCGCAAGCUACAGCCUCAGGCCCACUGGAGCCUGCAUUCAUGCCUCCAGUCAUGCCUCCAGCUGCGCCUCCAGCUGCGCCUCCAGCUGUGCCUCCAGGAGGCAAAAGUGCGGCAAAAAGCAUCUUGCUGUGCGUUGACCCUGCAGCUCGGACAGGCAACUUCCACAUGGGUGGCUGCGGUCAGGUUCUGCAACAGCCGAUGCCAAUGAUGAUGGCUGGAAACACAGUUUCUGCUGCCGUGUUGCUUGUGGAGAGUCUGCCAGGCGUUGUAUUGAUAUAA